AGUUUGUGUAACGUUUUUAACAUUCGCAUGGUAAAUAUUAUAAACUCAAUUAUGCAGCUUGUCUGCGUGAUAGUGUGGACCAAUACUUAUAGUAGUUCACAGGGAGACUUUUCAAAUACUUAGGUGAACAAUCUCAUUACAACAGCCUUCCCAGUCUAAAGUGACUGGAUGGGUUUAAGGUUUCAAUAGAUCAUUGGCAUUUGCAGUCUUUUUUCAUUCAGUGAUGACGUUCCUGUCUGAUUUUCUUCGGACGCAAACCUCUUUUGGCUCUUCACCUUAUGUUACCUGUAUGUAUUAUCUGUAUAAGUAAGGUCUGGCCGAAAGGCGAAGUGGCCAGGAAUCACCAAAACAAAUCCACUUUACUUUUAUCCUCUUCACCAUUGAUCAGCUCGUGUGCCGCUUGGGCGAUCGGUCACGUCUCUGUUACUAUUCUAUGAGCCUUAUUGUGAAUGUUUCUACUAAUGAAAUAACUUAUAAUUACUAUUGAUGUUGAUAGUACUUUAAAUAUACUUAAUAAUCUAUAAUAAACUGAUAAAGGGAUGAAAUAAACACAACUGCGCAUUGAGACAUUCACCUACCUCCUACUCCCUCUCUCGCCAUUGGCCAGUUCAAACAGGGAGACAGUCGAGUGAGGAAGUGUUAUUGAAGUAUUAACAAUGGAUCACAACAGGUAUAAACAACGAGGAUUGCAGUUUAAUUCUGCUAUAGACUCUCGGGCAUUACGGGCUGUGCAGUACCAAGAGGGACGCAGAACUCGGCGCUACGAUGCCAUCGCUUACCGUCGUCAGUUGGACAACUUGGAUCGUGUGGUGGACACGGAGGAAUCUCUUCGAAAUACAAGUGUUUUGUCAAAACAAAAUUUUGGUAAUAAACCAAAAAAGACAAAGAAAGAACUUCCACUGGAGCGUUAUGAAAACCUUUUGAAGUGGAAGGAGGCAAGAAAGAAGAAUCUUGCCAAGGAAAAGAAAAGACGUCAGCCAACAUUUAAGACUGGAGUGUUUCAACCAGAUGCACCAAAAUUUUUGGUGUCUUCAGACAUUGACAUGGGGGCAUCGGUGACCGAGACUCCGGGAAAGAAGCCGACUUUUAAAUUCCUCGUGAGUUCGUCUAGAAAAGCUGGAAGAACUCCUGGGAGUUCGAUGCGAAAGGUUCCCAUAUUUCACACUGGGGUCACGCCAGGAACGUCAAUGCAGCGGAUACCAAAGUUCCACUCUGGGGUUACACCUGGUGUAUCAGGUCCAAAGGUAUCCCGAUCCCACACAAGUGUUACCCCCAAUGAGAUGCAGAAGAGAGAUAGGCUUCUGAAGUUAGAAAGGAAUCAGGAAAACAUAGGAGGUCUACGAACCCGAGCAUCAUUAAGGAGGGCAGUCAAGUCUGAAUACAAAGAAACUGAGGUAAAGAAGUCACUUCGAAGUCGGGUAACCAGACGGAAGAAAGUUGUAGAUGAGGAUGAUCUAGGGGUGAAACCUCUUCCAGCUUCACCAGCGGCUUCCCAAGCCCCUCUACCAUUAAGUCAUGAAGAAGCAGCACCUGGGGUACCUUCCUUUGCACCUAAUAACUUUGCAUUUCAAUUUGAUAUGUCAAAUUUACCAAGAGGUUUUGAUAUCCUUGCUGAGAAUAAUGUAGCGCGGAGGUCUCGGCACUCCUUCAGUGCCCUCAAGAAUGCAAGAGGUGUUGAUGGUUCACCUGAUGAAACAUCCACCAAUGUUACUGCUGAUACUGAUACCUCAUCUAUUAACCAGUCAAAAGUGCACUUGGAAAAUGAAGAGGCGGUAGAAAAGGAAGUCGGUAAGCAAAGAGGUAACUCUGAGUCAGAAGAUGCUAAUGUUACCGAGACAGACAGUAGAUACGUUGUUGAGGCUAAACCACAUACUGGACAAGAGGAGAUAGAUGAGGUAUGCAAAUCUGUGGAACAAGUAGAGGAACAUGAAGCUGUGGAAAAUGUGGAGGAAAAUAAAGAUGUAGAAAAUGUGGAGGAAAAUGAAGAUGUAGAAAAUGUGGAAGAAAAUGAAGAUGUAGAAAAUGUGGAGGAAAAUGAAGAUGUAGAAAAUAUGGGGGAAAAUGAAGAUGAAGAAAAAGUGGAGGAAAAUGAGGAUGUAGAAAAUGAAGAUGAAGAAAAUGUGGAAGAACGUGGUGUUGAGGCGUCUGAAACUGUGGAAGAGGUACAUAAAUUUGAAGAACAAGAAAAAUUUAAUAAAGAACAGGUUCAGGAAGAUGAAAAUAAUGAGGAUGAAUGCAUAGUUGAAGAAAAGAGAGAGAAAUAUGAAGUUGAAGAGCAAAUGGGGCCCAUGCUUACUACAAAUGCAGAUGAUGUUGCACAAGUUAGUGUAAAUGGUUCAAAUAAUAGUAAUAACAUAAAUGCAGUGAAAGUGGACAGUGGCAGAAAUGAAGAUAAGAGUAUGCCAGAAGAGGACGCAGAUCAUGAGAAAUGUACCAGCCAAGAAGGAAGUGUUGAUGACACACUUGACACUGGCAGUAUUCAGGAAGAGAACAAGAAUGGUUACAGAUCAAAGAGACGCGGCAAUGUGGCCACUCCAGCUAAAAGGAUUACGAGAAGGUCGACCGCCUGCUGUGGAGAUGACUUUGUAACACCAACCAUAUCCAGGUUAAGGCCUCGUACACCGUGCAGUCGUAGCACGCGGCGGUCUAUUUCUGCACACUGUGAUUCUCCCCCUGAGAUGAUGUUUACUCCAAGGCUACGAGCUUCUGCCAAGAAGAGUUCUCGGCGCUCCGAGAAUUGUGUAAAGCUCAAUCAUAUUGAUGAAUCUCUAGCAGAGAGGAAUAUUCCAACGUGUUCUACGUUUUAUCCUGAGAACACUGUGCUGAAGAAGAAAGAUACAUGUAAUGAGCAAACAUUGGAUGACAAGGCACAAGAACAUGUGACACUGGAAGAAAAACAUACUGAAAAGAAAUUUGAAUUACCUCUGACACCCACUGAGUUGGAGACUGACUCUUCACUGUUUGUUACUCCCAGAAGCCAACUUCAUGAGUCAAAACUAUCAUGGCUGCUGAAGACAAGUCCAUGGAUUGAUAAUUCACGUCGUUCAUCAAACAAAAAACGCAACUGCUCCACGCCAGAAUUUCAGAGACUACCUGAUGACAUAGUCAUGUCAGAGUAUCCCGUUUGUGGUCACCCUGAUGGUACUAGACCAGACACACCAGCUGACCAGCCAGUAGUGGAAGGUGUUGUAGAGAAGGACACAUCUGUUGGCAACAGUGUGUUUGAGGACCAAACAUGUACUAACCUAUUGGCUCUUCUAAAACCCUCCAUGCCUGCUGCACUUUACACUCAAUCUCCAGAUAUUGAUGUUUGGGCUGAAGACAGUCCUGCUGUGUCAUCUGUGGCUAUCAAUCCCCCAGCAGUUACUCCUCUUACCUCUAAACAAUCUCCUCCUCAAAUUACACCUGCCUCUUUAUCCAACCACCAGGCAUCAGUAUCUCCUAAAUCAACCCAGGAGACAACCACUAAAUCUACAUUGCUAUCCAUUGAAAAUACCCCAACUGUUGCCUCUGUCUCACCACAGUGCAAGGAAAAUGAAGAGCCUCAUCAGAGUCUAUCAUCAGAUGCUGCAGUUUUUGUAAGAAGGAAAUCUAGAAGAUCCGUUAUGUUUGCUGUGCAAGAGGAAGAGAAUGCCACUCCCUCGUUUAGAUUUCCGGGGACACCAAUUCGAUCUUCAUCUCGAGUAUCAAUGGGCAUCUUUGCUAAAAUAGACAUGAAUACAGACUACGUUCCUUCACAAAAUGAAGAUCUCAUUUCCCUGGACUCUCCACAGAGUGAGAAGAAAACAACUGCUACCCGGAGGAAGUCUUCACGAAUGAGUUUGUUUCAUGGAAUGGUAAAUAGCCGUAUAAUUGAGCAAGAGCUGCCAGUCACUCAAGAUCUGAUCAGCUUUGACACACCAGUUGAACACAAGAAGAGAAAAUCGAGAUCAACAGCUUCCAAUUUGACAACCCCAAGUCGGCGAUCACGGAGGCUGAGCAAGGCCCCAGUACUGUAAGCAUCUGAUUGAAUCCUGAUUUUUAUAGUUAGGAAGUGUCUAUCAUCUGGGUGUUGUAAAGUUUUAGUUAUGUGGAGCAUAGCUUUAGUGUGGAUACUUACACUUGAUGAGAGAUGAAGGUCAAGGGUCACAUUUGGCAACAGGCGCAUUUUGUAUUUUCAUACGUGUUUCGCAAUUUGUAUUUAUAUAUACUGUAUCGUAACCCUCGGAUACCCCCCCCCCCCACCCCCCUCCCCAUUACUGAGACGAUGUAAUAACAGCUUUAAGAAAAAAUGGGUAGCAUAUCUAAAUUGCCAAAAUAACUUAAUCAGAUGUGGACUAUCUACACACUUCUAUUGCAGAUCAUGUGUAUAUAGACUGGACAGUAAAAUUUUAGAAACUAGAUCAUUUGAUUCAGUGAGCAAUCCACCCACAGUAUUGGUUCCAUCUGCCCACCAAACUACAGUAUUAUAUUUGAAUGAAGUAUUUGAGGGAGGGGGGGGUAGUAGAGGGUUCUGUAUAUAGUGAAUUUGCUCGGUAUGGAGAGGUAAUGCUGGAAGCUGAGGAAUGGUUUAGUAUAAAGGUAAUACUGUAUACCUAUCAACAAAAAACAUGCACGAGCAAUGUUAUUUAGGUAUAAUUAAACAAUAAUGAUAGAUAUUAGUAUAUAAUAUCUGAAAUAAUACCAGCACAUACCUAUUCAAACAAUAUAUUGUUAAAGGGAUUUAUAAAACACAUGGAAUGAAGUAAACAUAACAUGAGAACAGUUGAAUGCAGGAAAUGUCUGUAACUGCAAGAGCACACGGGAUCAAAAUCACAUAUGUAUACUAUACUACAGUUCAAUCUAAAACUCCUAAAUUAAAAUUUCAGAAUGCAGGUCAGUCCCAGAAGGCUGUUACCACCAGCCAGCAUUGUAUACAAACCUUUAUAAAUGGUUGUAGGUAUAAUAUAAUGAAGAUUUUUUUGUUUGGGGAAAUAUUUUGUUUCAAGGUAUAGUAGUGAACAACCAAAUGUGACUCAUAUCUUAAAUAAAAUCAUAUACAAUAUACUCUCAAUUUAACGGAAUCCGACAUAACGAACUCGGUUUAGCAGAAGGAAUUUUUUCCGUUAUUUUUCGCUCGGUUUAGUGAACUAGUUCACUAAGUCAAAAUUAAUUCCGUUAAUACGCUCACACCUACAGAGACACCUCAGACACAUGAUACAGUAAAACCUACUUCAGCCUACAGCGAAUGUAC
Molecule: messenger RNA, 5212 nt
Organism: Homarus americanus (American lobster)
Lineage: Eukaryota; Metazoa; Arthropoda; Malacostraca; Decapoda; Nephropidae
Exons: 13
Coding region: 657-3998 (1113 amino acids)
Source: RefSeq, a predicted model, not a curated record